UUUUUUUUAAAAAAAAAGUAAAUGGUCGUUUCUCACAUUCAACCUGAACUUCAUUACAAACUCAUUUCUACUUCAAAAUUAAUUAGAACGUAAGUAUACAAGCUGUGUGUUACCUAUAACAAUAACAAUUAAAAUGAAAACUAUUAGAACUCCUACAAUUGCAGUAUGGGGAGUAGCAACGGCUACUGCUUUAACAUUAUUUGCUCUUGAUGUUCCUUUGGUCAGGAAAGAUGUAUUAGGUAAAUUACCUAUGGUUGGACGUUAUUUCCCUGCUAAUGAAGUGCAUACUGAAGAAGAAUAAACUUUUUGUGCGUGUGUGUUGUUGUUAUUGUUGUCGUUUUUAAUUUCAGUUAUUAUUAAUAUUGUGUAAACAAUGCAUCCUUUUGCCUGUACAUAUAUAAAAUAAAAACCUAUUCACGCUUUCCCUUCUUUUUUUUUCCUUUUCCUUUUGUUUAAAGGAUAUUACAUAUAAAGUAUGAUUAUAUUGUCUAAAAGCAUUUUGGCAUUAUUUGUAUUGAUAAAUUUGAUUCAAUGUGAAGCUGUUGACAAAAAUGUGAAUGUUGAUAACACCUCUUCUCUUGAUGAAGCUGUUAUUGUAUCUUCUGUUAUCUAUGCCCCAGUUCCAACAGAUCAACUUUCUCUUUCAUCUGUGCAGCCAGAAAGUGCUGAAUUUAUAGCAGCAUCAAGUGAAGAACAAAAGCCUAAAUGCCACAAUUAUCGUACCGAUUUUGGAAAGAAUGUGAGAGGCUGGGAAGUUGAAAAUAAUUUACCUUAUAAUCAAAUUGGAGGUAGAGGUCCUACGUUAAAUGCAACAACGUACAUGUUGUACGGAAAAGUCUCUGCUACUCUUCGGGCUGCAUCAACAGGAGGGUCAGUCACUGCGUUUAUCUUAAUUGCAGAUAUAGGGGAUGAAAUCGAUUUUGAAUUUAUAGGUGGCGAUAACAAGCAUGUUCAGACCAAUUACUUUUGGGGGAAAACAAUUGAAUAUACAGUGAAUGGUGGUAUACAUGCAGUGGAAGGGGGCGAUGUUGAUAAAAGCUUUCACAAGUAUACAAUCGAUUGGAGACCGGAUAGAAUUACUUGGCUUGUAGAUGAUAUUAUCAUACGUACUAAAACUAAAGCUGAAACGUGUGACGGAACUGGUAUCUGUAAAUUUCCAUCUCAUCCAGCUCGUAUACAAAUUGGUUUAUGGGAUGGUAGUAUUGAAACUGGUACAGCUGAAUGGUCUAACGGUCCUAUUGAUUGGUCAAAACCGCACUCAAUUUCAGCCCAACUUAGAGAUGUACAAGUUGAAUGUGAUCCAGCAUUUAAUCAAAUAGUUACCUAAUUCUUUUAUAUAGAAAUGUUUAUAUAUAAUUAUUACUAUUUUUAAGAAAAGAAAGUUACGUAUAAAUAAUAUUAAUAACAAUAGUAUGUAUUGUUUUUUUUUUCUUUUCUAAAAUAAAAUAGGUCCUUAUUUCUAAAGCAAAUAAACUAAAACGAUCAUGUUCUUAACAUGGUUGAUGAAAAAAAAGGAGGGCAGUCCCAAAAUAUUUUUUUUUUUUUUUUUUUUUUUUUUUUU
Molecule: messenger RNA, 1561 nt
Organism: Cokeromyces recurvatus
Lineage: Eukaryota; Fungi; Mucoromycota; Mucoromycetes; Mucorales; Mucoraceae
Product: concanavalin A-like lectin/glucanase domain-containing protein
Exons: 5
Coding region: 476-1327 (283 amino acids)
Biological process (GO): carbohydrate metabolic process; fungal-type cell wall organization
Cellular component (GO): fungal-type cell wall
Molecular function (GO): hydrolase activity, hydrolyzing O-glycosyl compounds; glycosyltransferase activity
Source: RefSeq, a predicted model, not a curated record